Anguilla anguilla (European eel) is the source of this 4795-nucleotide messenger RNA. It is a transcript of the gene bin1a, whose product is annotated as myc box-dependent-interacting protein 1. Gene Ontology annotation, molecular function: phospholipid binding; tau protein binding. The transcript is spliced from 19 exons. The record is from RefSeq and is a predicted model, not a curated record. NCBI's taxonomy places the organism in Eukaryota, Metazoa, Chordata, Actinopteri, Anguilliformes, Anguillidae. The coding region runs from base 418 to 1959 and encodes 513 amino acids. Gene Ontology annotation, cellular component: plasma membrane; cytoplasm; synaptic vesicle.
GAGGCCAUAAAACACAGUACGAACGCUGGGAAAUUGCUCCAUAUUGGGCCGACUGUUCCGUAGCUUCAUGCUUCGGAUGAGAGGCAGCACAAAUACCAGGGUGGUCUGAUUAACCUUUUCUAGAAGGGUAUAUUUAAAUACCACUUUUAUUCAAAUAGAAGGACAUAUAUUUGCGAAACUUGGCGUUUUCAAACCUUUAAAAAUCAACGGAAAAGGCGUAGAAUUGGCUAUCUAGCUCUAGCAGACCGUGUGGUGUGCCUUUAAGAAGGUUCACCACCCCCAACUGAACGUAGUACCAGAGCACAGUAUUCGCGGUAGCUACGUCCGUUGUUUUUUUCUCUCGACGUUUUUUGUCUCUUCAUUAUCAUCUCACAUCCCAUUUUAUCUGAUCUGCUUGUUGAGCCUAAAGGAGGCAAGAUGGCAGAGAAAGGAGUCACUGCAGGGAAACUGGCAAGCAAUGUACAGAAGAAAUUAACCAGAGCGCAGGAAAAGGUUCUACAGAAGCUUGGUAAAGCAGAUGAGACCAAGGAUGUGGCGUUUGAGGAAGGCGUGAUUAACUUCAACAAGCAGCUGGUAGAGGGCUCCAAGCUGCAGAAAGACCUGAGAGCUUACCUGGCAGCAGUCAAAGCAAUGCAGGAGUCAUCCAAGCGUCUGCAGGAUUGUCUGGUGGACAUGUAUGAGCCAGAAUGGAACGGCAAGGAGGACGUGGACUCCAUAGUAGAGGACACUGACCUCCUCUGGACAGACUUCCAUCAGAAACUUGUGGACCACGCCCUGAUCUCCAUGGAUACGUACCUGGGCCAGUUCCCGGAUAUUAAGGCACGCAUCGCCAAGCGAGACAGGAAGCUGGUGGAUUUUGACAGCGCGCGACAUCACUUCGCUUCCCUGCAGAAGGGCAAGAAGAAAGACGAGGUCAAGAUGGCGAAGCCGGUCUCGCUCCUGGAGAAAGCGGCUCCUGGCUGGGCUCAGGGCAUUCUGUCAGCCCACCAUGUCGCUCAAACUAACCUGUCAAGAAACCAGGUGACUGCAGAGGAAGAAUUGGGCAGAGCUCAGAAGGUGUUUGAGGAAAUCAAUGUGGACUUGCAGGAGGAGCUUCCAUCUCUGUGGAACAGUCGCGUUGGCUUCUAUGUUAACACAUUCCAGAGUGUUGCUGGUCUGGAGGAAAAGUUCCACAGAGAGAUGGGAAAGCUGAACCAGAACCUAAAUGAUUGCUUGACCAAACUGGAAGACGACAACCAAACUGGACAAGCAGGUACAGUGGAUGUGAAGACAGCCGGAUCAGUGAAGAGUGUGAAGCCACAGGAGGCCGCCAAUCACAGCCUCUCUCCUGCAGGAGGGUCAGCACCAGCCAUUCCAAAAUCUCCGUCCAAGCUGAGGCCUGGCCCGCCCGUGCCCCCCCCGCCCAAAGUCACCCCGUCCAAAGACCUCAAACAGGAAAACAUCAUCAACCUGUUUGAUGACGCGUUUGUGCCCGAGAUAAAUGUAACGACCCCCUCGCAGGCCGAUGCACCUGCGGGCGGGAAUCUUCUGGACAUGGAUAUGGACUCACUGCAACCGGCUGCCAGUCCAGGGGGCGUGGCCACAUCCCCAGCUUCGCAGGUGACUUCCUGGGACGCGUGGGAGGCAGACACUACUGUAGCAGCAGCCACCACUGCAGGAACAGACUCUAAUCCCGCCCCCCCUGCAGUGCCAGAGGCAGGGGCGUCCAAUGGCUCCCCAGAGGCAGCAGAGAUGCCCCCGGGGUUCCUUUUCAAAGUUAUGGCAAUGCAUGAUUAUGUAGCCAAUGAUUCGGAUGAGCUGGAGAUGAAAGCUGGGGAAGUUGUGUUGGUCGUGAGCUUCGACAACCCUGAAGAACAGGAUGACGGCUGGCUGAUGGGGCUGAAGGAGGCCCACUGGCUGCAGAGCAAAGACGCCAGCCCCAAAGGAGUGUUCCCCGAGAACUUCACCCAGAGGCUGUGAACCGCACAGCAACGCGGUCAGCGCCCUUCCCCACCCUCCUCCUCCUCCUCCUCGCCCCUCUCCUUCCUCCGACACAACCAGUCUGGCGGACGUUGGACACGAAGAAGCAAAGCUGCAUCAUCGGCUGCCACCACAGCGAACCCAAACAUGCAGCGUGUGUGCUGGUGAAGUGAUUCAGGUCGUGUGUCGAGAGUUGUUGUCGGUGGCGGUGGUGCGUUCGUUGUCGUGUUUAUUUAUUUUGUGCUCGUUUUAUAAAUUGCCCUGAAAGUGGCCCAGGCAGGUUUUGUGCCACGUUGAGCCUCUCAGCAAGUGUAUCAGUAGAUCCUCCUCACAGGUACAGUCAGACCUUCCUUCCCCCUCCUCCGACUGUGUUACUUAAGAUCGGAAAAGUAUUUACGUUUUGAAACCUUCUGCUCUCCGCCAGUGUUCUUGCUGUACACCUGCCUCGCUCGCUCACCCUUGACCCCCUGACCCUGGGGUCAGCAAUAAAAAAAGACCACGCCAUCACCCACACCCUUCCACCAGACCUGUCUCUGUACCCCAACCCGGCAGUCCAGGCCCGAACCCCAGAACCUUUUACACCUGACUGAGCUCCAGAGUAUCCAAACUCUUCGCCUUCUGUUCCAUUCACCCCAGGGGGUGUUUCCACAUUGAACAAGAAACUAAACUACAACAACGACGACUUGAAAUAAAUACAGCCCACAUUCUGGGUUUUAGUUGCGUAUAUGAGAGUGAAUGGAAGUGCACUGAACGAAAUUGUUUGAACACUAUUUAAAAGUAAUACUGUAAAAAAAAAAGGGAGGUUUUGAACAUCCACUGGAGGAACGUUGCAUGAUGUUCUAUGGUGACGUAGUUUGUGAAAGAAUUGAGAACUGUAAUGUAACUGUGUGGAUUAACCUCUGGGCUUUUCUUCAUGUCACUGAUGUCAAAAUGUGUUUACCCUGUGAGCUGCUGGUACAGACAGGAUGCAGUCAGAGCAGCGCUGGCUAUGCUAAGUCCCUCUUGGCAGUUGUGCUUUUCUCUAAGCUUGAUUAAUACGACUCUCACUACUAAGGUUCUGUGUUCUGGGGCCAACUGCAGUUUAGAAUAAGUGUUCCUAAGUCAGGUAAUGUGUCGUGCUCUAUAUAUUUUACAGCAUAUCAGAGUUUAUGUUUUAUCUUUUAAAAGGCCAGUUAUUUCUGUUCGUGGCAUUAGGUGAAUUGGGAAGCCCUCCAGCGAAGUCUUUAAAGGGACAGCUGUUGCAGGCGGCCAUGCUUUCCCAAGGCAAAGAGAUCUGAAGUGCAAGGUGAAAAGAACCCCUCUCGAUGUUCAGGCUGCCAUUUUGGUUCAUACCUUAAAGUACAAAACAGGUCCGACUCCAUGUCCUCCCCUGACUCAGUGUGAGAAUCCGGGUUGCCAGGUGUUGUAAAUUGUUUCUCCUUCUGCGGAGUCAUAGUUUGUGCCUACCCUUCCCACCUCCAGAAUCUUCCAGCCAACGAGGUUCCAUCUGUUCGAAAAAACCUGGAAUUUAAGAAAAGGGGAGAUUUUCACUCUAGAUAAUAAGUCAUGUAUUAUGCUAAAAAUGUGAGUAUAAUGAUGAAUGAGGUUGGCUUAAACUUUCGUGGUAAUAGUCUUUUGUUUGUGCACCAGAAAACUUGAAAUAGUUCUUUUUUGUUAUUGUUUUUUUUUUUUUUUUUUAAACCUGGAGGUGAAGAAAUUCUCUAACUUCUAUAUUUACUGUAAAAACCCAUUUCCUCUCCCACAGGGCUGGCAGUGUGUGAAUAAAUGUGCAGUGAGUAAGACUGGCAGCCUUACCAUUUGCUGAGAAAGAAUCCAGAAGCUCUUCUGAGCACAAGCCCCUGCAAAAGGGAGUUGCGGCUUGGAACAGAUACGAAAUGUGUAUCAGAUUUAUGCAACAGAGUUUUGAUAGUUUUAUUUUUGUAUGUUUUUUGACUGUGAAACUGGACCGGGCGCGGUGCUUGUGACGUGGGGGAGUGCUUCAGUGCUGAAUCCCUUCCUUCUUCUUUUUUUGUUUGCCCUGGAACUGGACCGUGUGUGUUGCAGCAUUAGAUGUGUGAUGUCAUCCCUGACCCUCUCCUGGAGCCAGCUGUCACGCUAUGUCGUUUCUGUUGUUGCCACAGAAACAGGAAAUGAGAAUUCCUGUGCUGCAGGGCUCGCUCUCAGCCUCCUGCUGGAAAUGGAGAAUCACUGUGCGGUGCAGAGGGUGUGAGAGCGUGAGUGUGUGUGUGUGUUUGUGUACGCAUGUGCGUAUACUGUGUGUGGUUCUGUGCGAGUGUGUCUGAUUGUGUAUACUGUGUGUGGUUCUGUAUGUGUCCUUAACUGAUAUAGCAGCUCUUUUCCCUUUCCCUGUUUCUCUCGGUGUAUUUAGCUUAGCUUAGCUACCUGCUGACAAGCAGAAGAGAUUUGGGUUCCUUUUAACUCCAGAGUGAUUGAGACGGGCCCAGGCAUUGGUACUGGCUCUGUUAGAAUUGGUUUAGGGGAGCUCUGCACUUGGUCCAAGCCCGGUAAAAAAAAAAAGCCAGUACACGUGGUGAUGUCAUUGCUCUGAUGCAUUUGUGAUGUUUCGUUGUGGUCGAUCACGUCAUAUUAUUGUGCGUACAUAAUCUCUAAUGCACACACAUCCCCGUCUCUGGGCGUGUGUGGAGGGGUGGGUGGCCAGUGUUCGGAGCAUGCAGAAUUCUGUGUCUGUGUACAUGUGCCGCGUGCGGCUGUUUCUCGGGCUGGAGCGACAGCAACCUCACCCUCUUCUCUCGGUGACCCGUGAGCGUCUGUCGUUUCGUCCUGUGAUCAGCUGUCCAAUCGGCGAAAAUAAACUUUUAUCCAAAACAUCCCAAAA